This is a messenger RNA of Aptenodytes forsteri (emperor penguin), 984 nucleotides long. Its product is annotated as melatonin receptor type 1A-like. Gene Ontology annotation, cellular component: membrane. Gene Ontology annotation, biological process: G protein-coupled receptor signaling pathway. Lineage: Eukaryota; Metazoa; Chordata; Aves; Sphenisciformes; Spheniscidae. Gene Ontology annotation, molecular function: melatonin receptor activity. The record is from RefSeq and is a predicted model, not a curated record.
AUGCACAGCCUGGGAGUGCCCCAGCAUGGAGGGGAGCGCAGGGCAGGGGAACCUCUUAGCUGGCUGGCGGGAGGGGGACACGCCGCCCUACCCCGCUGGGCAUUCGCCCUCACACUCAUCAUCACCAUCACGGGUGAAAUCCUGGGCAAGAGCUCGGUCAUCGCCUCCGUCCUCAAGAACAAGAAGCUGCGGAAGGCAGGCAAUGCCUUUGUGCUGAGCUUGGCUAUUGCAGAUUUGCUGGCGGCUUUCUAUCCAUACCCACUCAUCCUGAUGGCUAUUUUCCACGGUGGCUGGAUGAUGGGCUACCUCCACUGCCAGACCAGUGGCUUCCUGAUGGGUAUGAGGGCCAUUGGCUCGAUCUUCAAUAUCACCAGCAUUGCUAUCAACCGCUACUGCUACAUCUGCCACAGCCUGAAGUGUGUCAGGCUUUUCUCCAGUACCAACGCCCUGUGCUACGUGGGACUGGUCUGAGUGCUCACUUUGCUGGCCAUCGUGCCAAACCUCCUUGUAGAGCCCCUGCAAUAUGACUCCCGUGUGUACUCCUGCACCUUUGCCCAGUCCGUCAGUGCCCUGUACACCAUCGUUUUGGUGAUGGCCCACUUCUUCUUACCCAUCCCUAUUGUCAGCUACUGCUACCUGAAGAUACAGGUGCUUGUCAUCCAGGUAUGGCGCAGGGUGAAGCCCAACAUCCACUCCAAAAUGAAGCCCCAUGAUUCCCAGAACCUCUUAACCAGGUUUGUGGUCUUUGUACUCUUCGCUGUAUGUUGGGCACUAUUAAACUUCAUUGGCUUUGCAGUGGCUGUGAAACCAUCCUUGGGUUCCUUGAUCCCCGAAUGGCUCUUCACCUCCAGCUAUUUCAUGGCAUACUUUAACAGCUGCCUGAAUGCGGUGAUUUAUGGGGCCAUGAACCAGAACUUCAGGAAGGAGUACAAGAGGAUCAUGCUGACUGUGUUCCAGCUGGCAUACAGGACUGAUGGAGGCUAA